Molecule: messenger RNA, 1078 nt
Organism: Phlebotomus papatasi
Lineage: Eukaryota; Metazoa; Arthropoda; Insecta; Diptera; Psychodidae
Product: farnesyl pyrophosphate synthase-like
Exons: 4
Coding region: 1-1065 (354 amino acids)
Biological process (GO): trans, trans-farnesyl diphosphate biosynthetic process
Cellular component (GO): cytoplasm
Molecular function (GO): dimethylallyltranstransferase activity; (2E,6E)-farnesyl diphosphate synthase activity
Source: RefSeq, a predicted model, not a curated record
AUGCAUAAAGGAUAUGAAGCUGACCAAAAGGAAUUCCACAAGAACCGGCAGCAAUUUAUACAAUGCCAAGAUAUUAUUGAUGAUUUAAAAGAGGCGACUAGAGCUUAUGAUACAUCUGGAAGAGCUGAGAAGCACAUUGAACGCAUGUUUAACCACAAUGUUGUAGAGGGAAAUGUAAGAAUGCAUGGUUUUCUUGUUGUGACAAAUACUUUUAAGUUAUUUGCAUCAAAAGCCAUGCAAACAGAAGAAAAUAUAAAAUUGGCCACGUAUUUAGGUUAUUGUUUUGAAAUGAUUAUUGGAUCAUGUUUUAUUGUGGAUGACAUUAUAGACGGUAGUCCCACUAGGCGAAAGAAACUCUGUUGGCACAAAAUGGAAGAUGUUCAGUUAAGUGCCAUUAAUGAUGCAUUUAUGCUGGAAGCAGCCACUUAUGUUGUUCUAAAGAAGCAUUUUAGUCAUCUUGAUUGCUACGUUAAACUCCUUGAGUUAUUCAGAGAAACAAUUUUUGUUGGUUCUAUCGGACAAUAUUUGGAUAUUCAGACACAGCAUCAGGAUUUCACGACCUUUACAAUGGACCAAUACAAGAAAAUUACAGAGACGAAAACAGUAUACCCCGGAGGAUAUAUUCCAAUGGCAAUAGGAUUGCAAUUGGCUAAUGUCACUGAUCCUGAUAUUUUUCAAGAAGCACGUUCCUUCUCCUUACAAUUUGGGGCAUUUUUUCAGUUUCAGAACGAUUUUACCGAUUGUUACGCUGACCCAAAAGUAAUCGGGAAAGUUGGAACGGACAUUGAAGAGGGAAGAUGUACAUGGUUAGCAUGUAAAUUUUUAGAGUUAGCCACUCCGGUUCAGAAGAAAAUAUUCAAAGAGAAUUACGGAAAAGCUGAUCCAUUGUGCGUAAAGAGAAUUAAGGAACUGUACGACGAAGUAUCUAUGGUAGAUAUUUGUCUUAAGUACGAGGAUGAGAUCUAUGAAAAACUAAACAAAAAUUUAGAAUUUUCCAGCAAAACAACUAAACCAUAUAUGCAUCUUUUUUUAAAAACGUGCCACAAAUAUGUGGAAAAACAUUAAAAUACUGUAGUAA